UGAAAGGUUCGGGCACGGUAUCGGGCUUCGAAACACAUGCAGCACGGAAGCGCCUAGUUACAUCGCCGGCCGAUUGCUGGUGGCAUAGCUUUUUUUGGACACUAAACCAGCUGCUAGACUAGAUUAGCCCUGGACUGGGACCGGAUGAUUAAUAUUGCGUAAUGGUUUUUAGUAGUAAAAUGCGUUCGUGCCGGAUGCCUGCACUCCAAAUCAAGGUUUGUCCUAGCCUUUGCGAUAAACACGCUUAGUAGUACCGUUGCUUUGCGGUGAUGCCAACGUCCUAUAAAACUCAGAUGUAUCUCCUGGAUCACCACGCUAGGCUCUUGCAUUCCCGUCCCUCCCCUGCACCGUUCGGAAUCACGAAAAGUAAUGUCCAAGGAACUUAACCUGGCCACACCUUCUGGCAAGGAACUUGGCCGUUCACUGAGUAACAUCGAGACGGUAAAGGACCAUGACGCCCAGCGUAGUCGUUUGCGCUCCAUUUUUAUAGUCAUCACUUGUACCGCUGCAAUGGUUGUUAAUAUAUCUAAUACCACCUCUGUUUCGAUUUCACUUCCAACAAUCGAGAAGGACCUAGCUAUUGAGGAAGAACAGCUUCAGUGGCUCGUAUCCGCCUAUUCUCUCAGUUCUGGUUGCCUUCUCCUGUUUUUUGGAAGAUUGGCGGAUCUUUAUGGACGAAAAAAGGCAUUCAUGGUUGGUACUCUCUGUCAGAUUGCCUUUUCUCUCGGUUGUGGCUUUGCAAAAGAUGGUCUUACUCUCGCUGUCCUCCGUGGCUUCCAAGGUGUUGGAGGCGCCGCUACAAUACCGUCCUCACUUGGUAUCCUAGCCCAUGCGUUCCCUCCGUCAAGAGCACGUUCAAUAGCAUUCGCUACCUUUGCAGCGGGUGCUCCUGUGGGUGGCGCAUUUGGCACGAUCAUCGGCGGUGUCCUGACUCAACUCACCUCAUCACAUUGGCGCGCUGUAUUUUAUAUGGCUGCGGCAACUUCAGCCGUAAUUGGAGUUUCGGGUCUAAUUUCAUUCGAUGCUGACGUUCCCUCAUCGGAACUUGUCAAACGUGUCGACUGGAUCGGCGCUUCGCUCGUCACAAUUGGCUUGGUUUUGAUUGUAUUCGUACUUGGUCAAGGAGAAAUCGCCUCCGACGGCUGGAAAACCCCUUAUAUUAUCGUGCUCCUUAUUCUCGGAGUUAUCAUGGUUGGACUAUUCUUGGCUUGGGAGUGGAGGCUAGAACAAAUCAUUGACGACGAUCCAUCAAGAGCGACAUCUAUGUGGACGCCACCACCACUCAUGAGGCUCUCGCUCUGGAGUCGGGCCAAGGGCCGGAUGGCCGUUGUCCUUGUCAUCGCGUUCUUAAAUUGGAGUGCUUUCAUUGGCUGGAGCUUCUGGGUUCAGUUGUAUUAUCAGAACUACCUGCUAUUGACACCGGUGAACACUAUGAUCCGAUUCAUUCCCAUGUUCGUUGUCGGUUGUUUAUGCAACUUUUUCGUGGCGAUGGUCGUUGCCAAAUUGCCCUUGGUCAUCUUUGUAGGCAACGGAACUCUCUUGACAGCAACGGCCGCCAUCUUAUUUGCCCUAAUUGACCCGUCUGCAACAUACUGGGCCUUCGGCUUCCCAUCCACGGUUCUUAUCGUGUUCGGCGCCGACUUCGUAUACUCCUCCGGUACAAUUUUCAUUGCCAAAACCUCGCUCCCACAUGAACACAGCGUGGCUGGAGCGCUAUUCCAAACUAUGACACAGGCAAGUCCCCGUGAAACAACCAACGCUAUCGGCACCGCAUUCGGUCUAACUAUAACCACAAUUGUGUUCAACACUGUGGUUGAUAGGGAAUCUGCCAAACUCGGCGUCACUGUAAACUCCAGCGGCACCAAUGCGCCCAUGUCUGCACAACUCGUGGGGUAUAAAGAUGCGCAAUGGACCUCUGCCGCGUUUGCCCUUAUGGCCGCGCUGCUGGCAGCGCUUUUCCUCCGCACUGUUGGUAUCGUCGGACACAACAAGGUCAUUAGGCAUGUUGAUUCCGAUCAGACCAUGGCUGCGCAUGCUGUGUCUAACGACGCUGUGAUACCGGCUAUGUCCAACUAA
Molecule: messenger RNA, 2076 nt
Organism: Suillus subaureus
Lineage: Eukaryota; Fungi; Basidiomycota; Agaricomycetes; Boletales; Suillaceae
Product: major facilitator superfamily domain-containing protein
Exons: 11
Coding region: 370-2076 (568 amino acids)
Biological process (GO): transmembrane transport
Cellular component (GO): membrane
Molecular function (GO): transmembrane transporter activity
Source: RefSeq, a predicted model, not a curated record